Ctenopharyngodon idella (grass carp) is the source of this 2547-nucleotide messenger RNA. RefSeq names its product tripartite motif-containing protein 16-like protein. The transcript has 6 exons. Gene Ontology annotation, molecular function: protein binding; zinc ion binding. Bases 32 to 1693 code for a protein of 553 amino acids. The record is from RefSeq and is a predicted model, not a curated record. NCBI's taxonomy places the organism in Eukaryota, Metazoa, Chordata, Actinopteri, Cypriniformes, Xenocyprididae.
UCGCACUUCAUCUGUGUGUACUUGCAGUGAAAUGGCGGAGACUACUUUUUCUCAGGACCAGUUCAGCUGUCCAGUCUGUUUGGAUCUACUGAAGGAUCCAGUGACCCUUUCCUGUGGACACAGUUACUGUAUGAGCUGCAUUACAAGCUGCUUUGAUCAGGAUGAACAGAAGGACGUUUACAGCUGCCCCCAGUGCAGACAGACAUUCACUCCAAGACCGGUGUUAGGAAAAAAUGUGGUGCUUGCCGAAAUGUUAGAUAAACUGGUGAAGCUAAAACUCCAAACUGUGGUUCCUGCUCAGUGUUAUGCUGGACCUGGAGAAGUAGAGUGUGACGUCUGUACCGGGAGAAAGUACAAAGCUGUCAAGUCCUGUCUUGUGUGUAUGGAGUCUUACUGUCAAAGUCAUUUUGAACGUCAUGAGGAAUUUCAUUCAGGAAAGCAACACAAAAUAACUGAUGCCACAGGACGAAUCCAGAAGAAGAUCUGUCAUGAGCAUGAUAGGAUUUUAGAGGUUUAUUGUCGUACAGAUCAGCAGAUUAUUUGUGUGCUGUGUAUGGUGGAUAAACAUAAAAAUCACAACACUGUAUCGGUUGCAGCACAGAGGAAAGAGAAAGAGAGACACUUUAAGGAGACUCUGAGAAAAUUCCAGCAGAGAAUCCAAGAGAAGGAGAAAAAUCUUCAGGAGCUGAGAAGUGCUGUGGAGUCUUAUAAGUGCUCUGCACAGACCGCAGUGAAGGAAAGUGAGAGGAUCUUUACUGAGCUGAUCCGCUCUAUUGAGAGAAGAUGCUCUGAAGUAACACAGCUGAUAAAAGAUCAGGAAAAGGCUGCAGUGAGUCAAGCUGAAGAAUUCUUGAAGCAACUGGAGCAGGAGAUUGCUAAUCUGAGGAGGAGAGAUGCUGAGCUGCAGGAGAUUUCACAUGCAGAGGACAUCCAGUUCCUCCAGAGUUUCCAGUCUCUCUCUGUCCUGCCUACGGACUCACCCAACAUCACUGUUAGUUCUCUCCUCUCCUUUGAUAAUGUACAAAAAUCUGUCUCUCAUCUGAGAAAGAAACUUGAGGAUUUCUGCCAAGAGGAGAUAAAAAUUAUAUCUGGUAGAGUGAACCACAUCCAGAUUAUUCCAGUUCCUGAACCCAAGACCAGGGAAGAGUUCCUCCAGUACCGCAGUCGCUUUACUCUGGAUCCAAACACGGUGAACAAAAAACUCCGCCUGUCUGAGGGGAACAGAAUGGCUACUUACACUAACAAAUUCAGCCAGUAUCCUGAUCAUCCAGACCGAUUUGAUUAUUGGGAGCAGGUGUUGUGUAGAGAGAGAGUGUGUGGACGCUGUUACUGGGAGGUUGAGUUGAGCAGGGGUGUGGGUAUAUCAGUGGCAUAUAAGAGUAUCAGCAGAAAAGGAACAGCUAAUGCAUGUUUGCUUGGAUAUAAUGGUCAGUCCUGGAAACUGUCUUGUAAUCCCUGGAAUAGCUCAUUUUACCACAAUAACAGAGAGACCAAACUGCCUCUAGUGUCCAGCUCGUGUAUAGGUGUGUAUGUGGAUCACAGUGCAGGAACUCUGUCCUUCUACAAUGUCUCUGAUUCAAUGACCCUCAUUCACAGAGAACAGACCACAUUCACUGAGCCUCUCUAUCCUGGGUUCAGGGUUAUUGAGGAAUCAUCAGUGAAACUGUGUGAUCUAUACGUAUCAGAGGUGUAAAAGAUAUAUUGCAGUUAGGUUAAAGCACAGGUACUUUGUUUUACUCAAAAGUCAAAGCAACUAACAAAAAAAUUGUAGAAAUAAAAAGAAGGCCUAUCUACAUUUAAUUCAACGUAUAAGCCAAUUAAAUACCCGUUGGUCACUUUAUUUUUACUUUUUGAAUAUUUUCAACAGAAGUGUUUUGAACUCAUGUUAGUUGUGUCAAAGGUGUGUCCUAAUAAUAAUAAUUCUACAUUUUCUUGCGUUCAAAACUAGAAUAUAAUCAUUACUCCUUUUGUUUAAAUUUAGGGUUGUGAUGUGUGAUUUAAAAUUGUGAUGUGCAAAUAUUUACAAUAUUUUUAAGUUUUCGUCAGUGGUUGAGUGUUUUAAAAAAUAUUAAAUUGCACAACAUGAUAUGCUCAGGUGUUCUUUUCACUUUUAUGCUAGCUAAACUACGAAUAGUAGCUUCAACAUUGAAAUUCCUCCACUUUCAUUAAACAGCUUCAGUAAACACUUAAAGGCACAGUAUGUUUUCGCCGCUAGGGGUCGCCAAACUCUUCAAAACAAUAACAAAGGCGUAGAUUGAUGACAGUGAAUGAGCGUGGAACCAUGGAACUUGUCGUCAUGCCGAUGGAUCUAAUAAUGUUUAUAGAUGAGUGAAUGCAUUCAUGUUUUUUAACAUGACUGUGGUAUGAAGCAGGGCGUGGCCGAGAAUCGCGGGCGCGAUUGCUAAUGACAGACAGAUAUCAGUGCCACACGCGAGUCCCAGGGGAUAGAAAGAAAUGAGGACAUUUCAUUCUACCGAACUACUCGCAAGUGCUGAAAUACUACUAAUACAGGUCAGUUUAUUUGACGAAUUAAAGUUGUGAGGUAAA